Colius striatus (speckled mousebird) is the source of this 13201-nucleotide messenger RNA. It is a transcript of the gene AKAP13, whose product is annotated as A-kinase anchoring protein 13. Lineage: Eukaryota; Metazoa; Chordata; Aves; Coliiformes; Coliidae. Gene Ontology annotation, cellular component: membrane; actin cytoskeleton. The transcript is spliced from 41 exons. The record is from RefSeq and is a predicted model, not a curated record. Bases 533 to 8584 code for a protein of 2683 amino acids. Gene Ontology annotation, molecular function: guanyl-nucleotide exchange factor activity; MAP kinase scaffold activity. Gene Ontology annotation, biological process: positive regulation of canonical NF-kappaB signal transduction; regulation of Rho protein signal transduction; adrenergic receptor signaling pathway.
CUGCCCGCCUCCCCGGGCGGAGAGCACCCGGCCCGGCCGCCCUCUUCCCCCCCCUUCCCGUCCCCUUCCCUCUCCCUUCCCUCCCGGCCCCGCUGCCAGGGGCGAAGCCGCCCGCCGGGCCCUCGCGGUAGCGUGGCCAUGCCCCGUUGCGUGACAGACGUUCCUGCCUGCGCCUCCUGCCCGGCUCCGACGGCCAAGGGAUGGCCAGCCCAGAGGUGAGGACACGGUGUAUUUGGAGCAACGGAGUCCAGCCAAGGACUGCAGCCAGAGAGAAAGGCAGAAGUUCCAUGUUGCUGAUUUACAGCUUCACAGCAUCAAAGGAGGAAAAUUCAGUGAAGUCAAAGCUUCUCAUAGAAACAGAACUUUGCCAGGCCUUUUUUCUUGGAUUUUAGUACUUGAAAACUCUCUAAUGACAAUUUUGCUUAGGAGCUGAGCAUUGUGACCCGCCCUUCUCCCUUCUUGGUGUGGGAACGACCUGAAGGACGUCUUAGAGCCACCUGUACUGCUUCAUGCAGUUAAAUGUUCUGAGGUCAUGAAACUUAAUCCACAGCAAGCUCCAUUAUAUGGUGACUCUGUUAUUACAGUGCAACUGACUGAGGAAGAUAAAGUUGAAGAUGAUGUAGUUUUUUACUUGGUCUUCACUGGGUCAACUGUCCAACACUGCACAAGCACAAGAAAAGUUAAUCCUGGGAGUCUGGAGACAAUUUCUCCUGGCCAUGACUGCUGUGAGACAGUGAAAGUGGCACUUUGUGCCUCUAGAGAAGGUCAUCCCGUUCUGGUUGUGGCAGAAGAGAGUUUCCAGUUUGUCCAGGAUGAAGCCUAUGAUGCUGCCCAGUUUCUGGCCACCUGCGCUGGCAACCAGCAGGCGCUAAAUUUCACCCGCUUCUUGGACCGGUCAAGACCACCUGCUGCAGACGUGGACUUCUUGGAUGAGAAAGUGGCUUUGGCAUUUCGACACCUGAAACUGCCAGCAGAAUGGAAUGUACUGGGAGCAGACCAGUCCCUGGCCGAGAACAUCCCUCGGGAAACACUGAUGCAUUUUGCGGUGAGGUUGGGUCUGCUGCGGCUGACGUGGUUUCUGCUCCAGCAGCCGGGUGGAAGAGGAGCCCUCAGCAUCCACAACAACGAAGGGGCAACGCCUGUGAGCUUGGCCUUGGAGAGGGGCUACCAGAAGCUGCACCAGCUUUUGACAGAAGAGGAAGUCAGGGAACCAGACUCUUGGAGCACCUUGUCUCACACCGUACACUCGGGGGACUACAGCGUGAAGCACCACCGUGGGCUCAACGUUUACAUGCUGACAGCUGAAGCCAAGGAAGGGGUAGUGGCCAGCUGGGAGAGUGACAUACAGCACCUUCAGAUGCACAUGCAGAGCCACCAGCACAAGAGUUUAAAGCAGCAGACAGAGCCUGUGCUGGGAGAUUCUGGAGACAGCUGUGCUAAAGCAGCAGAGCCAGAUGGUCAACUGACCACUACCUCUCAAAGCUUAGAAGAAAUGACAAGAGAAGGAAGUCAGGAAAGUCCAUCCAGUCUUGCUCACCUGGACAUCAGGCAGCUCUCAGACCAGACUCACCAGGAGCACAAAUGCAAGAGCAGGUGUUUGGGAGCUUUUCAUGAUGCAUCAAAUGACUUGCUGAGCCUGGCGGGUGCAAAAAGCCCAGAGUGCUUCUGUGAAAGUAAAAAUACAGUGACGUUGAGUAAAAAGGAAGAGGAGGGGCCAGCCUCUGCUGAAGGCUCUGGGACUGUAUCAGAUGAGGGCUGCACAGUGAGCCUGUGUGCAAGUGUAAACGGUGCCGUAAAUCUUCCAUCCUGUGGAAAUACAAAUGAGGAAGCUGGAAUGACAUCUGUUGGAGUUGUUCUGGAUCAAGCUGGCUUGUGCAGUAAAGAUAGUCCCCAUCAGGAAGCUGAAGCUGCUGAGGAGCCUGCAGCUGACAGUGCUGUUGCUGUGGUUAGGGCUGCAGGCGAAGGCCCAGCUUCCUCGGAGGGCGUGGAUGUGGCUAUGGGCCAAACUGAAUGCAGGAACUGUGCAGGGGCGGCUGAGAGAGCUGCAGGCCAGCAACAGGUAGAGGAUGGGAUGGCUGAGGCUGAUGAAAAGAGGACUGCAAACCUAGAAGAGCAAUCACCAGCUAAGGAGGAGUCAGCCACUGCGGCUCAGCCCUUACUUGGUGGUUUUAAUGGCACUGAGAAUGCAGCUGAAGAAGAUGCAGAUGUGGGAGCGGUACCAACAUGUGGCAAUGAGAAUGCAGACGGUAGCAAUGCUGAUGUCUCCGUUGACCUUUGCAAGACUGACAGUAACAGAGAGUCUGGAGAAGACUCAUGCACUGAUCAGGUAAACAGUGGCUUCUUGGAAAGCCAAGGCAAGGCCCUUGUGGCAGCAAGGCAGGAUGUCACGAGCACCACGGCAGCUUUGCCAGCAGUCAACGGGGUGAAGGGUCUCACAUGUGCAGCAAAACCUGCUGCUGCUUUGGAAAUCCAUGGCAGCGGGGAGCAAGAAGGGCAGGUGGAAAUGGAUUGCACAGAUGAGAAAUCUAGCUUGCCCUCCCUGGAAGACAGUGUGGAAACUGAUGGCCCUGAUACUAAACCUGAAAACGAUGAUGUUGGUGGAUCUGUUCAAAGUAGUGCAGAACCUGCAUGUUGCCAGGAAGGCAGCAAGAUUACUGAACGUGUGCCUGAAGCAAUGGAGGACAGCAAAGCCAGUGAAGAAGAGCCAGCAGGAACUGAUACCAGCAGCAGCAGAGAUGGAGGAAGCACAGAUUCUGCAGAUGGAGGUCAGGAAGUUGCUAGCUAUCACCCUUCUGCUGGUCAAACUGUUGUUAAAGAUGAAAUGGGAGACAGCUUACAAAUGGACACUGCUGGAGAGGGUAAACAUGAGCCUGCAUUGCUCCCUCCAGAGGAUGCAAGCACAUGCCUGACAGAAAAAGAGCCUGCACAAACCAAAGCAGAGACAGCAGAAAGUGCUUUGGAGCAGGAGGGGCUGAAUGGCGAGAUGAAAUCUCUCUCUCCCCCACCCAGAGGAGAGGGAUCGGCUGUGAGCCAGGAGGGAGAUGCUGCAGUGGCACCUCCCGGGCAGGAGGCAGCUCUGCAAGGUAAUGACCCUGCGUUAGCUCCGUGUGCCAAGGGCGCAGACUGUGUGGAGGAUAAUUUAAUAGGCACACCCUCUGUAACUCAUAAUGAAGAAUCUAAACAAAACCAGGAAGCAGUGGCGGCAGCGGGCUCGGCUGAGCUUGCCCAGCAGCGCGGCGGGGAGCAUGGCAGGGUAGCUGCCAGAGCCAGCUGGCCUGGGGACAAUGCAGGGGACCAGGGCUCUCUGGAGCAGAGCCUCUCGCAGCAGGCUGAAGGAGGCAAAGUGGAGCCGAAGCAGGAGGUUUGUGCAAGUGACAGGGAGCAGAUUGUGUCAGAGGAACUUCUUGCUGGUGGUGUGAAAUCCUCUGCCUGCAGUCCCGCUCUGACUGUGGCAGGUGCCAGCAACGUGGAUGCUGAGCUGAAAGGGACGGCUCAUGCCAAAGAAGUCUGUGAGACAGGGGUGGUGGGUGCAGGAGAAGGCAACAUGCACGGACCUGCAUCAGCAAGCAAGUCACCAGCUGCAGAGAGCAACUCGUGUCCAGAUGUGGGGCUGAAUCAGGAUCCCAGUCAAACCCUACAACAAAUCUCCCCACGCAGUAGCACCCCUGAAUUAAAGGAUGCUUCAGAAGUGGAAGCCCCGAGUGAUGCCUGUGAGGGUAAAGAAAUAUUAAGACCAGUGACAAUAACCCCUAUGGGUGUGUAUCCAGAUGAGCAGGAGGAUAAGGACAGUGUGCUUCCCCGGGCAGCUCUUCAGCCCAUCGCAGAGGAGCCCACGUGCGACAGCGACUCCAGCACUGACACCGUUUGUCCAGCCAGCGAGAGCGAUGCUGCUCCUGCUGCCAAAGCAGCAUGGAGCGAGGGUGAGCCCCAUGGAGAGCAAAGCCAAGCUGUACCUGAAUUGCCCUUCUCACCCUGUUCGUGCCGUUUACAUGCUGUUGAGUCACUGGAAAAUGUGGGAGUAAAGAGUUUGGUUUCGGCAGAUGAUGGCUCCUCUUUGGAUAAAGUUCCUAAAAUGGUAAAAAGUUUUGACGCAGUGGUUUUUGCAACAGAGACACUUUGUUCCCCUGGAUUACCAGCCACAGAAAAAGUGGGGCUUGAGCCCCAGGCUGCAGUGGAUGUGGGAGCCAGCCUUAAUGGGGAAAUGGUUUUAAGUACCUCAACAAAGAAGACGAACGUCAGCCCGACCGUGCAAGGGGAUGAGCCUGGUACAGGGAAGCUGGAAAUGAAAACUGAAGAUGAGGUAGAUUUUCUGAAAGAUGCCAACGAGAGCACAGCCCGUGAGGAACCGAUAAACCGUGAGAGCUGGUGCUCGCUGGAGCCAUGUCCCAGUUCUUCCCUGCUGGAGCGCAAGCGGACACGGGAGUCUCCAGAGUGUGAGAACUACUUGGAAGAUGGGCUGAGCAGCGUCUGUGCCUCGUCACAGGGUGUCCUUAAAAGAGAGUCUGGGAGCGAGUCUGACCUCUUCCCCUUGUCUGGUGAUGGGAUGGAAGAUCUUGUCUUUGGAAAGCAGCCUGAAGAGGAGCAGUCAGCCUGUGAUGUUACCAGCUCCAGUUCCUCUGCAGACGACACCAUGUCCCUGGAGAGGAACUCAUCCCUGGGCAGCGACACGUCCCUUCCCUUCCCACCAACGGUGAACUUCAUCCAGCCCAAGGACAGACACAGCCUGGAUGGCAGCUGCACCAACAUGGUGGCCACAGAGGGAGGCGAGAAGGAAGAGGAGCUGGACAGUAUCACAGAUGUGCCCGCUCAUUCCUCUGUCUUACGGAACUCCAUGCGGCCACUGUCGCCUUUCCGUCGACACAGCUGGGGGCCGGGGAAGAAUGCCACCAAUGAAGCAGAAAUAAAUCAGAGAAGUUCAAUGCGAGUUCUGGGGGAUGGUAUAAAGAAGCCUCCCAUUCAUAGGAGAAGUUUGAGCUGGUGUCCCUCGGGUGUACAGUUCAUUGCCAUGGGUCCUGACUAUACUUGUAGAAGUUACAGCCUAGAAGGCCUUGCUGGAGAUUCUAGUGAGAACAAGAAGCCCUCUACAAACUUAGAGGCUUCUUCUCUGACCUCCAAAGACCUCAGACGUCCACUUGCCAGCAAUCAGUGUGGGUCCCUGGUCUUACUCACUGAAGAACUUGAGCAAGGAGAAAUCAGAGACUACAGUCACCAGAUGCAUCAAACGUCACCACAACAAGGAUUUGAUUUCUGUUCUUCUGCUGGUUCAUCUCCACUGACCAAAUCCAUGUCUCUAAUGUCAAUUAGUAAACCAGUGCUGGACAGUAUGCAGCCGUUCGGCCCCCCAGCGGGUUCCUCGGUUCAGAGCAUAUCUGAAGAGAGCAGCAAUGUCCCCACUGGUAAAAGUGCAACAAAAGUCAGUCGCACCUUCAGCUACCUCAGGAAUAAAAUGUCCAGCAGCAAGAAGAGCAAAGAAAAAGAGAAAGAUAAAGAGAAGACUAAAGAGAAAGACAAAGAUUCCAAGGAGAAGGAAAAAGAUAAGAAGCUGUUGAACGGACAUCUCUUCACUGCAACUUCUGUUGUAGCCCAAGCAACGUGUUCCCACUGUAUGAAGCCUUUCAAUAAGGAUUCGUACUACUGUGCAAACUGCAAUGCAAUUGUUCACAAAGGCUGUAAGGAGAGUUUUGCCUCCUGUGCAAAGGUUAAAAUGAAGCCACAGAGAGGGAUGCUGCAGGCACAUGAUACCUCUUCAUUACCCACAGUCACCAUGAGAAACAAAAGCUCACAGCCGAAGGAGCGCCCGCGCUCUGCCAUACUCGCUCCUGACGAGAGCACCGUCACCUCCAUGUUCAACAACAGGAGGUCACAACAGACUGCAGCUCUCUCAAAAAGUGUCUCAAUACAGAACAUUGCAGGGGUUGGGAAUGAUGACAACCUAAUACACACUUGGAAAUUCCUCUCGCAGUCAACAGACUCUUUGCAUAAAAUCAGCCGGGUGAAUGAAUCCAUAGAGUCGCUGGUUGAUGAAGGUGCAGACAUGAAUGAAGGACAGCUGAUGGGAGACCUGGAAUUAGAUUCCAAGCAGCUGGAGGCAGAGUCGUGGAGCCAAGCCGUGGACAGCAGUUUCCUGCAGCAGCAAAAGAAAGAUGUUGUCAAACGGCAAGAUGUCAUUUAUGAGCUCAUGCAGACAGAAAUGCACCAUGUCCGGACCCUGAAGAUCAUGAAUGAUGUGUACAGCACAGGGAUGUUAAAGGAACUGCAGUAUGAUCAGCAAGUCGUGGACAAGAUCUUUCCCUGCUUGGAAAACCUGCUGCAGAUCCACAGUCACUUCUUCCAGCGUAUUCUGGAAAGGAAGAAAGAGUCACUGGCAGACAAAAGUGAAAAGAACUUUGUUAUCAAGAGGAUAGGGGACAUACUAGUGAAUCAAUUCUCUGGGGAGAAUGCUGAGCGGAUGAAGAAAACAUACGGCAAGUUCUGUGGGCAUCACAACGAGGCGGUGAAUAACUUCAAAGACCUGUACUCAAAGGACAAGCGGUUUCAGGCAUUUGUCAAGAAAAAAAUGAGCAGCUCCCUGGUGAGACGUCUUGGGAUUUCCGAAUGUAUCUUGUUGGUAACACAAAGAAUCACAAAGUACCCCGUCCUUUUACAAAGGAUACUGCAGUACACCAAAGAAAAUGAAGUGGAACAUGAAGACUUGACUCAGUCGCUAAACCUCGUUAAGGAUUUGAUUGCUGCAGUCAACAGCAAAGUCAGCAAUUAUGAGAAGAAAAUGAGGCUGGGGGAGAUCUACAACCGGACAGACAGCAAGUCCAUCAUGAGGAUGAAGAGUGGCCAGAUGUUUGCAAGAGAGGACUUGAGGCAUCGGAAGCUCGUCCGAGAUGGGCCUGUCUCACUAAAAAGCGCAGCUGGGCGGUUAAAGGAAGUCCAGGCUGUUCUCCUCUCUGACAUGCUGGUGUUCCUUCAGGAGAAGGAUCAGAAGUAUGUCUUUGCCUCACUGGACCAGAAAUCCACCGUGAUCUCUCUGAAGAAGCUGAUUGUCCGAGAAGUGGCUCAUGAGGAGAAGGGUUUGUUCCUGAUCAGUAUGGGGGUAAAAGAUCCCGAGAUGGUGGAAGUCCACGCCAGCUCCAAGGAGGAGCGUAACGGCUGGAUCCAGCUCAUUCAGGACACCAUGAACACCAUGGACAGAGAUGAAGAUGAAGGAGUCCCUUGUGAAUCUGAGUUUGAAAAGAAAGUGUCAGAUGCCAAAGUGAGAGGGCUGAAAGAACAACUGCAACAGAAGGAUAAGCAGAUCCUCCUCUUGCUAGAGGAGAAGGCGAAGAUCUUCCGGGACAUGGCAGAAAGUUCAGCGCAGGAGGACAUGCCAGGCUCCAGGCUGCUCUUCAGAGCCAACACAGAAGAGGCACCAAAAGGAGAGGCCAUUAUGAAAACAGCAAUAAAUGAAGUUGAACUGCUGCAAGAUCUGGUGAACAGGAGCCUGGGCACUGCCCUUGGACAGCAGGUCAGCAGUGCUGCCAUGGAACAAGAAGGAGGAGUUGGCCCCAUCUCCCUCCCUAGAAGGGCAGAAACUUUUGGAGGAUUUGACAGUCACCAGAUGAAUGCCUCCAAAUGUGGAGGGAAGGACGAAGGUGACGAUGCUCAGGACCUUCGGAGAACAGAGUCAGACAGUAUUUUAAAGAAGGGUGGAAAUGCUAAUCUGAUGUUCAUGUUGAAAAGGAAUAACGAGCAGGUCCUCCAAACCAUUACCAGCCUCCAUAAGCUGCUCAGUGCUUUGCAGGGCGUAGUGCUGCAGCAGGACACCUACAUUGAGGACCAGAAGCUGGCUCUCAGCGAGAGGGCUCUGACCCGAAGCUUCUUCCGACCGACCUCGCUGCUGGAGCAGGAGAAGCAGCGGAACCUGGAGAAGCAGCGCCAGGAGCUGGCCAACCUGAAGAAACAACAGACACAGCACCAGGAGGAGAGGCGAAGGAGAGAGAAGGAGUGGGAAGUCCGAGAGAAAGAGCUGGCAGAGCAGGAGGCCCAGCUGGCCCAGCGAGAGGAGCAGGUCCAGAGAGGGUGGCAGGAGCUCGAACGGGAGCGAGAGGACCUGCAGGGGAAGAAGGCUGCCUACCAGCUCGACCUGGAGAGGCUUCGCUCGGCACAGAAGCAGCUGGAGAAGGAGAAGGUGCAGUUCAAGCAAGAGAUGGAGCGGUUAGCUCAAAUGCGGCAGGAGCCUGAGCACAACCAGGUUUCAAAUCUCCAUGAGAAACUUGCCAGAGUCCCCUCCCAGCCUGGUAUUGAUGACUUCUCCAAGCAGAAGUGCCCUUCCGUUCCUAAACAAGGGCACUUUGAUGCAGAACUAUCUGUCUCCCCUAAAAGGAACAGUCUUUCAAGGACACACAAAGAGAAAAGCACUUUCCAUUUGCUUAGCACAACAAACCAGACUAACAAGGCAACUGAGGAACAGCCCCAGAUGUCUACUCGCCUCUUCAGUUUAACCAAACCAAAGGAGAAGAAGGAAAAGAAGAAAAAGGGCAGAGGACAUCGCUCCCAACAGCCUGAUUCUCACUCAUCAGAAGCCCCUCCAGAGGGUGAGGAGAUCUUCUGCUGAGCACGGAUGCUUCCACUGGUCACCCUUGGCCCUGGUACAGUGAACAUCUCCUUCCCUGAUCCACAGCACAUUGUUGGUGCCUGCAUCUGACAAACAGCUGGAGGUUUUCCUGUAAACACGUUCUGAAGUUUGAUAAAUGGUGGUAAAGGGCUUCUCUCCCGUGUUUUUGGGUGAAUUCUUACCGCAGAGGCUGAGUGCAGGGCAAAGCGUGCCAUCUCUCUUUGCAAACCUUGGCUUCAAUGGAUUGGGAGAGGUGGUUUCUGUCUCUCCUCAGUGCUGAAGGAUGAGAGAACAUCGCCUUAAAGGGGUCUGUGCCUUCAAAAAUCCCCUUUUCUGGGGGAUGUAACCAAAACCAAGCGUUUAGCAAAGGAUUGGGACUCUGCAAAUGAUGCGUGAACACUGGCAUAUAAAGAUGUUCUGUGUGAAUGCAUCCAUGUGUCUCUAUAUCCACUGGGAUAUGCUUACAGUCUGUACAGCCAGGCUCGGCCCAUGGGGAUAGAUGAUACCUGAUGACUUUCAGGGAGUGUGUAGAUAUUAAAUAUCUUGCCCUUCCUGCUCCAGUUGUAACACCAAUGACUGGCGUGCCACUUCUGUGCUCGUGGUGUACAGGCUGGUUGGUUUCAGACAGGUACCCCAUGCCAGGAAGCAGUAACACCAUUCCAAACGAAAACUGAGGAGGGGAGGGGGGGGGGAAGCAAGAUUUGAAGCAAUUCCAAAAGGUUUCCAUGGGGCAGGGGAUUUAAAUGUCACACUGGUUCCAGAAUUAAGCAGAGCAUCUUUGGCUAUAUUUAACAUGGUGCAGAAAGGAGAAGUGCUGUAGGCUUGUAAAGCAACCCCAGGGAGCCAGAACAGACAGUGUUCAAGUGGGAACAGCUCUAAAACUUUUUUAUGCCAUCUCUUUGAGCUCCAGCUCACUCCUUCCCAUCCCCUAAGGAAAGAUGGUAUGGGUUUUGCAAGAAUACACUUCUCCAGUUGUGUUUGACGUCCCUUCAUUGCAAGCCUGAUGCCUUACUGGAGAGACGGCUGAAAACCUGCUUUUAGGGACCUUUGUUGUUCUGUUAUUCGUGGGUUUUUUCCCCUGUUUUUUUGUGUUGCCACUGGGCUUCUGUUUCUCUGGAUGUGGCAGCUGCCUUGUGCUUGUUUCUAAGGCAGGAGGAGACAAGAGAUGUCGCAGAUCAUGGGACCGAGCGCCAUGAGCAGAGCCAAUGCCAAAGGGGCAGCUCCUGGUCCCUCUGCCUUAUACAGUCCUGGGCACUUCACAACCAUUUCUGGGGAGAAAAUGUCUUGGACAAACCUACUGUGGGAAAGGCCCAAAGGUCCAUUUCCCUCCCCACGGUCUCCAGCGUGAAGGUGUCUGGGCAGAUCUGAGGGCUGUGCUGACUGUCAGGGCUUGGCACAGCUCUUCAGUACAGGAAGAGAAAUUCAGCCAGCCAAACCAUCUCCAAAAUUGUUCUUCCAAACCCUCUCAGGAGAAUUGCCCAAGUGGAUCUGUAAACGGUUACAAGACGCUGUCGGCUUCAGAACAGCCCAAGGGUUUGCUCAGAGUUCCGAGCUGUCAAGUGCAUUUCCUUUCCUACUAGGUUUUCUUUAAAGAAAGAAAAUAUUUCCCUUCUUGCACUAUUGCUUGAUUGCAGUUUGCUCUCUGGCUUCUGAGGAGCCAGUAACCCGCAGCAGAGUUGGGUGCUGCUGAGUGCUGGGGGCACUGAUGGGGAGGGGGAUGCUCAGCCUGGUCUGGGGGGGUCAGUGCAGGGAUCCCAGAAGGCCUGCUUGCUUUUGAAGCUCUCUAAACUAUUAAGACUCAGAAAAAAAAAGAAGAAGAAAGGAAAAAGGGUUGAGAUUUAUAGUUUGCUUUUUUAAUAUUAUUUGGUGCUUGUUCAGAAUUGCAAGCAGGGCUUGCAAAAGUAUUUAUCUUUCUGUUUAUUUGAAAGAGUUCUUUUUUAAAAGAAGUUUAUUUGGGUUUAUUUUUUUAUUUCUUUUCAUUUUGCUUUUGUUUGGGGGUUUGGGGGUGGUUUGGUUUUGUUCUUUCCUCUCCCCCCCCUCCUCCUCCUUUUUGGUUUUUUUGGUUGGUUUUCUGGUUUUUUUUUGCUUUCUUACCAAGAGACUGGUAAAGCAAAUGUUCUUAUCUCCCUGGUUCCUACAAAACAAAGGUUUGGACAGCCUGUGCCGUGCCCAGACUUACACAAUUUCAAGUGAGAGCUUCCUUUAAGGCAGAGCAUCUUUGGGCCAAAAAAUACCCCCCAAGUUUGGGAAAAGCAGCAGUGACUGCAGACAAGACUCCUCCUAUCACUUAGUUUCCUUGUUUAAAUAUUUUGCUACUUAAAUAUGCCUUCAGCCCAGCCUGACACUGUCUCUGGUUCUCAGAGCUGGUCCCUUGAUCCCAUGUGGAGUAGCCAAACCACCCCACGUUGCAUUGGAUUCCUGGGACACAGAGCGGGUUGAGAAAUGUCUGUGCAAGGCCCAGAGGACCUGGGAAGGGCUCCUGGAGGGGUUUUAUUACUACUGUUUCAUGGAGGAGGGAAAAAAAUCAGACUUGCUUUUCUUUGCCUGGUUCUUUCUUGCUGCCCAGCAGAAGGGGUUUCAGUGACAGCAGGUGUGGGAGUGUGGGCUGAGAGGAAGUAGCACAGUGGUCAGGAUGAGCUGAGAUGAAGUUCCACAGUGGUCAGGAUGAGCUGAGAUGAAGUUCCACAGAGAUCAGGAUGGGCUGAGAUGAAGUACCACAGUGGUCAGGAUGAGCUGAGUGCCACAAUCCCCCGGUGACAGAAUGGCUGCAGCAAACGGUGUGAGGCUCGAUGGAGUUGUGUGGGAUUUGGCCUCAGCUUCUUUUAAAUGGAGUGAUCAUUUCAACGUGUAACUUGCUGUCAGUUUGAUGCCAUAAAGCACUUUAAAUGGAACUGCUCUUGUCCCUUUUCAUUUUGGUUACGUGGAGACAAUCAGCUUUGCCACUGUUGCCCCCUCUGCAUCCCCAGUAAAACCUGAGAGGCAUACAGACAUUGUCCUGCUUUGGUUUGGCUCUGCCCUGGGAGAGGAGGAAGGGCCAAGCUCUGUGUGUUAUUUUUAGACCAAAGUUGGUGUGAAUCUGAUGACAGUCCCACUGCAGACAGGGCAAGUGAGAGGACCAGAGGAGGUGGCUUCUGAUGCUCAGGUUUAUCCCUCAGGAGAGCCCACUCUGGCAUCACCUUCACCUUCCUCACGCCAGUUUUGCCAGUGCUUUGUCCUUCACCUCCUUUUCCUUGGAGAAACCUGAAGCAAAGGAGGUGUGUGGGGAUGCAACCAAAGCAGUGAAGUGGGGCCCUUUCCAUGCACUAAGUUAUUUACUGCCCAGGCUGUUCAGAGAUCUCCCAGGUACCAUCCCUGGGGCAGGAGCUCCCACUGCUUUGGAGGGUGGGCUCUUCUUUUCACCCUUGAAGUCUGACCACUGCUGAGCAGCACAGGAAUGCCAUUAGCUUGUGUGGGUUUGAAUGGAGCAUCCCUAGAGGCUGAUGAUCUUUGCACCUUCCUUGAGGCACCAAGAUAUCUCAGAGCUGUUGCUUGAAACACCCAAAUCCAAUCCUUCCAAAGGCCAAAAGUGGUUCAUCGGGUGCCAGAUCCUGAGGAAGCUGUCUAAAGGAUACCUGUGGCAUGAGGUGAGGGAGGACUGGGCUAAAAUGCCAUGAAACAUUCCUUGUUAAACCAGAACUCUGGAAAUUCUUCUGCCUGCUGGCCAGGUUUGGGAAUUUGAGAUAAUCAAAGGCACUCUUUUAAAUCUAACCCCUCCCCUGCUGCGCUGAACUCUUGCUUUGUUUGUCAGAAGGGGCAGGCACCAAGGAUCAGGUCUCGACCCACUGAUGCAGCUAAGUUUUAAGGAUAGGCGAGCUGAGCUGGCUUCAUCUCGGCCACCCCGUGCUCUCCAGCCAUGGGAAGGGUCACAGCACCUCCCUUCCCACCAGCCUUUCACUGCCCCCUGAUGCUUGGCCCAGAUAUAUUCAGCUUCCACUGCUUGGGAGGGGGAGGGAGGGGGAACAGGAUGCCAUUCCCUGCUUUGCAUACAGCUGUGAGCCGCCUCUGUAUUUAAGCUGUCCGUAGGUAUCCAGCCUUGCCACGCUCUGAAGUAUUUUACUGUUUCCUUUAUCGAUUUCAAACACUGACUCAAUUAAACGAGAAAAAGACCUGUGUCCAGUUCAGUUCGCCUAUGGUUAAAGUUUAGCCUGGUGUUUAUUUUGUACUAAUAUGGAAUGCACUUGAGUAAUUCCCAGAGCAUUGAAGGCGGGGGGGGGGUGGAUGAGAAUAACCUGAGAACACCCCUGCUUUCGGUUUGUUCCUUAAGGUAAAUGAAUAAACAAAGAGAAAUGCUUUGCAUUUUCACACUGAACCCAGUAAAAAGAAGGAAAAAAGAAAGAGUUUUUAAAGAAAAGUUGAAACAAAGGAUUUUUGUUUUAAAGAGGGUAAAACCUAAUUGCUGUAUGUUAAUUUGUAAUUAUGUACAAAGUGAUGAGCAGGUUAUUGACUGUAAAAUUCUUCAGUUGUUCUGUAACUUGCCAGAAACCAUUAGGUUUUGUAACAAGCUUUUAUUUAUCUCCCUUUUUAGUUAUCAGCAUCAACCUCUUGUAAAGUCGUUUGGGUUUUUGUUGGUUUUUUUUU